Pecten maximus is the source of this 6972-nucleotide messenger RNA. RefSeq names its product annexin A6-like. Gene Ontology annotation, cellular component: cytoplasm. Lineage: Eukaryota; Metazoa; Mollusca; Bivalvia; Pectinida; Pectinidae. The record is from RefSeq and is a predicted model, not a curated record. The transcript is spliced from 20 exons. Gene Ontology annotation, molecular function: calcium-dependent phospholipid binding; calcium ion binding. Bases 1988 to 5713 code for a protein of 1241 amino acids.
AUCUAGGUGAUGGGUAAAGCAUUCAUUAUCUAGGUGAUGGGAAAAGCAUUCAUUAUCUAGGUGAUGGGUAAAGCAUUCAUUAUCUAGGUGAUGGGAAAAGCAUUCAUUAUCUAGGUGAUGGGUAAAGCAUUCAUUAUCUAGGUGAUGGGAAAAGCAUUCAUUAUCUAGGUGAUGGGUAAAGCAUUCAUUAUCUAGGUGAUGGGUAAAGCAUUCAUUAUCUAGGUGAUGGGUAAAGCAUUCAUUAUCUAGGUGAUGGGUAAAGCAUUCAUUAUCUAGGUGAUGGGAAAAGCAUUCAUUAUCUAGGUGAUGGGUAAAGCAUUCAUUAUCUAGGUGAUGGGAAAAGCAUUCAUUAUCUAGGUGAUGGGAAAAGCAUUCAUUAUCUAGGUGAUGGGUAAAGCAUUCAUUAUCUAGGUGAUGGGUAAAGCAUUCAUUAUCUAGGUGAUGGGUAAAGCAUUCAUUAUCUAGGUGAUGGGUAAAGCAUUCAUUAUCUAGGUGAUGGGUAAAGCAUUCAUUAUCUAGGUGAUGGGUAAAGCAUUCAUUAUCUAGGUGAUGGGAAAAGCAUUCAUUAUCUAGGUGAUGGGAAAAGCAUUCAUUAUCUAGGUGAUGGGUAAAGCAUUCAUUAUCUAGGUGAUGGGUAAAGCAUUCAUUAUCUAGGUGAUGGGAAAAGUAUUCAUUAUCUAGGUGAUGGGAAAAGCAUUCAUUAUCUAGGUGAUGGGUUUUAAAGCAUUUUUUUCCCACUUGAAACGCCAUGUUCUGUCUCCCAGCUCUCGAUACUUGGUACCGGGUAAUAACCACGUUAAUGGGACAUGCAAAUACCUAAUAAACAACUAGGACUCAUUGAUUUAUGCUUCAGUGUAACAAAUCUUUAAAAAAAAAAAAAAAAAAGCUACAGUUUUUUUUUUAAUUGGACAAAAGAAGUUCAAAGCCUUGAUAUCACUGGUUUUAAACUAUGUGAUGUGAUUGUAUCAGAAUUUUUUUUUUUCAUUAUCUGAUUGAACCUACACCUUGUUGAAUGUUUUAAUCUUUGAUCAUCAUUAUUUAUUUGAGUACCUUACAUGAUGCUGGGAGAGUAGAAUAAAGUGCCAACUGACAUGUUAUAUCUGAUAAGGUUUUGGAUACUUACCUGCACAGAUACUUACAUUUGUCACUACCAUGGUAACGGUAACAUUUUGUUAUAGUUGCCUUGGUUACCUCCAUGGUAACUGUCAUGGUAACCAGAUAUUCAUUAUGAUGGUGAAUGGUGAUGUUAGAACCCAAAACCUAUCAUUGUAAAAAAGCCAACAAAAAAAAAUUUUUUUGUUUCUUCUUAAUUUAAACUGCUGCUUGAUAAUUUCGGCUGUCAGUUGAUUUUGAAAGUAAAAUGACCCUUCAUCUAAAUCCAAUAUACAUGUAGUACUAACUGGCCAGGAGGAACAGUCAUGUUAUCACAAUGACGGUGGUUGACUUGAUUUGUAGUACAUAUUUGAUGAUGGUAUAAUUUUUCCAAUUAAGUGAAUUUGUGAUAAUUAAGAUGUAAAAUAUUUACAGAUUAUGUUUAAGACUGUACUGUGAUAGCAAGUAAAUAACAUGAAUAAGGUGUUUUUUUAUAUUUCUCUGUAUUACAUCUAUAUUUUUGUAUUACUUUUUGUAGACAUGUAUGAUUAUAUCCUAAUACCGGUAGUACGUCUGUUAGAUGGUUUCACAUCAUAUCAGGGUUGUGUAAUUUUCACUUGCCUAACAAGCAUGCUUUAUGUUAUGGUACUGAACACUUGAGUAUUUAUGGUAUGAGGGACAGUGGGAUAACACUAUAAUUGUACACCCCUGCUUUAUCAAACUCACUUAACCUGACAUUUGUUUGAUGUAAUCUACUAUUACUGAUGGAGAUUUGUUUAACAUUCAUAGACUCGCUCACAACAGAAAACUAACUCUAGGUCUUCCGGAAUCAAAAGGUCUUCGAUCAAAUCCAUGUAAUGAGCAGUUGGUUGGGUUUGAUGUUUUGCCUCCUAUCAUGUCUAACAGUGUCCGUAUACAGAUGUAUAUAGGAGUAGCCAAACAUCAAUCCAAUCAUCAGAAUCAUAGAAAAAAACUGCCAAAGCAUAGAAAUUUAGAUAGAUCAAGGUAUGGCAGGUUCCUUCAUACUGAUUCCACGAGGAGUGUGGUGAGUACUGACCCUGUGGGGAAGGUAGAAAGUUCUAAACCAGGCCCUGUGGGGAAGGCAGAAAAUUCUAAACCAGGCCCUUUGUGGAAGGUAGAAAGUUCUAAACCUGACCCUGUGGGGAAGGUAGAAAAUUCUAAACCUGGCCCUGUGGGGAAGGUAGAAAGUUCUAAACGAGGCCCUGUGGGGAAGGUAGAAAGUUCUAAACCAGGCCCUGUGGGGAAGGUAGAAAGUUCUAAACCUGGCCCUGUGGGGAAGGUAGAAAGUUCUAAACCUGGCCCUGUGGGGAAGGUAGAAAGUUCUAAACUUGACCCUGUGGGGAAGGUAGAAAGUUCUAAACCUGGCUCUGUGGGGGAGGUAGAAAGUUCUAAACCAGGCCCUGUGGGGAAGGAAGAAAGUUCUAAACCAGGCCCUGUGGGGAAGCUAGAAAAUUCUAAACCAGGCUCUGUGGGGAAGGUAGAAAGCAUUCAACCCUCUUCUGUAGGGAAGGCAGCGAGUACUCAACCUGGAUCGUUGGGAAAGACAGAAAGUACUCGAACCAGCCGAUUGGGAAAGGUAGAAAGUACUGAAUCCGGCCCUGUUGGGAAGGUAGAAAGUACUCAACCUGUUCUGAUAGGAAAGAAAAAGGACUUUAUCCUCCGUACGAAAGGGAAGACUGAAAACCAUUAUGUCACACCCACAGAUCACAGCAUCGAAACACAAAUUGCCAAACUAAAACAGGUGAAGGAUAAUUGUUUAAACCAUAACCCAGUUUUACCUGCCAUAGGUUCUUAUUUUUCAGUAGAUUUACAUAGAGAUUCUUUACCUGUACAAAUAGACUCAAAAGGUGAAAAUGCAAAUUUAACUGAUGAGUAUGAAAGUACAAAAAUCUUAGAUGAUGAAGUUAGUGGUUCAGUACACUUGUCUCAAGUAGUGACUGGUGAAGGAGAUGACAUGGGUAACAAUAGACCUGGGAACUCAGCACUCUCCCUGGUGGGGAGUAGUGAUGAUGGGGAAGGGUUUACAAUCGGGGUAUCUAUAAGGGGCAUUGAUGUAGAUAGAAAUGAAUACACUCAAGUCCGGAGCAGUGAUCAGAACUUUCCAGAACAGCUUCGGAAGGACGAAGAAUCUUCAAAGAUAGUCACAAUCACAACAGAUUUGUCUACUGCUCAUAUGGACAGACAAUACUCUUCUGGGGGACCCAAGAACUCUAGACAACCAAUGAGAAUGGAUUCGGGUAAUGAUUACCCGCCAGUAAGCAACAACCUCAAUCUGAAGAAAGGAUAUCGAAGCUCAGAUAACAGCCUGUCCUCCUCUGUGGGGAAAUUGUCGUCCCUGACAAGAUCAGAGGGCAGUUUGGAUGGCUCAGACAAGUACCAUGAUGACUCGAGAUCAGAAACAACAGAGGGUGGACGGACAAACCGGUCAGAUCGCUCUAGUAUCCAGGGUGACAAAAAGGACCCCCAGCAGGCACAGAUGGAUAGUGAUGCUAAACAACUGUUCAACGCCUCCAAGCUCAUAGGCAGAGUUCACCCUGAAGACAUCAUUAUCAGGACCUGUGUGAGACGCAACCAGAAACAGAGAAUGAAGACUAAAGCCAGAUUUGAGGAACUCUAUGAGCUGGAGCUGAUUCCAGAGUUGAAGUCAGGGCUUGGAGCCAGCUGGCACCUUUUGAUAGAUGCUCUCCUGGACGACCGCACCACUUCCUCAGCCAGGGCUAUGCAUGAUGCUUUAGAGGAAGGGAACUACAAUACAGCCGUAGAGAUUUUAUGUCUGAGUACUCCGCAGUCCCUGGCCACAUUGAACGACCUCUACAACAAAGACUAUGCUGUGAGUUUGGAAGGAGACAUCACUGAUAAGACAGAGGCUCCAGAACAGACACUACUACUUGCCCUACAGAAGGGCCGUGAUGAGUCUGUAAAGGUAGAGGAGAAGCAGGCUGAGAAGGAUGCAGAUUCUCUGUACGAGUCUGGUGAUGGUCGUUGGAGUAGUGACACAGGCCCUUUCAUUAAGAUGGUUUGUGCCCGUAAUUUUGCCCAUAUCCGAGUUGUCUUGAACCUGUAUAGAGUUCUGACAGGGGGCAAGGAUGUGACAGAGGAUAUAAAGAAUGAAUGUUCCCGACAGUAUGCGGACUGUCUGGUCACCAUGGUGAAUUGUGUGAGAGGAGCUGAUACUUAUUUUGCUGAUAAGAUUUUCAAGAACAUGUCUGCCAAAGACCAAGACUUUGUAAACAUGUUGGUAGCUCGGUCUGAGGAAACAAAACAAUGUGCUAGCAAAAUUGACAUGCCUGCCAUUAAGAGGGCCUACAAGAAGAAGUAUGAUGCCGAGUUGGUGGAUGACCUUAAACACAAAUGUAACCAUCCCACUAUCAAUGUCCUCAUAGAACUCAUCAACAAGAUACCCCAGGGGCAGGGGAAAAAGAGUAAGCCACCUGUGCCUGUUGGAGCUGCCAAACGGCCAAUCAAACGUCCUCCACAUGCCCAGACAAAGGAGGAAGAGGCCAACACUCCUCGUAACCCCCUUGCUGCACCUAGUCAGCGUAUUACUGCUGAGGUGGUCAGUCAGCGCCAAGGGCAGGAGAUUGCACGUGAGAAAGAGAAGGAAGCAAGGGAGAGAGAGAAGGGACAGAAGAAGGAAAAAGAGAUGAUGAAGAAGAAUAUCAGUGGUACUGUGAAGCCAAGCAAGUCCUUCCAUCCUGACGAUGAUUGUGACAAACUACAUGACGCCUUAGGGAAGUAUGGGACAGAUGAAACACAGAUCACAGAGAUCCUCACUCAGCGAUGUAAUGUCCAGAGGCAACAGAUCAAGAAAAUGUACAAUGGCAAGUUCAAACAGGACCUUCAGAAGCAGCUUGAGCAAGUUUUGGAGGGAGACUAUGAGGAAAUCCUAAUGGGACUGUUAAAGACCCCGGCUGAGUAUGAUGCUCGAUGUAUACAUGAAGCCUUGGAUGGGAUGGGCUCACGUGAUGGUACACUAUUGGGUAUCAUUGUCACUCGUGACAAACAGGAAAAGAUGGCUAUUGCUGAUCAUUACAAAAAAGCUUACAAGACUGAUGUUGAGGAUGACAUAAGGAAGGAGGAUGCUGAUUCUGACUUUGGUAACUUGUUAGUAGCUAUAUGGUCAGGUGAGAGGGAGACUGGCUCAGUCAACCAGACGCGGGCACAUCAGGAGGCCAAGAUGUUACUCAGGAAUGGCAAGGCUGUUCAUCCUAAGGAUGAAACUUACACCAACCUGAUGGUCAAAUCAAGUCAUGCCCAGGUGAAAGCGACAUUCCUGGAGUAUGCAAAUUUGGCUGGGCAGGACAUCUAUGCUGGACUGAUCACGGCUGGUUUGGGUGACAACGAGGACGGAUACAUCUCUCUAGCCAUGGCAGUGCAGGACCCGCAUGAUUUCUAUGCAGAGAAGUUGAAUUCCUGUUUCAGCAGUAUGGGCGUCAAUGACAACAUGCUGAUUCGAAUGACUGUGUCACGCUCAGAGAGAGACCUUGGAAAAAUCAAAGAAAGGCUACAGGAGCGGUACAAGAAGAGUCUGUCCCAGCUGAUUCGAUCAGAUUGUAAAGGGGAUUACAAACAGAUGCUCCUGGAAAUUAUUGGAGAAUAAACUUAAUUGUCGGAAAAUAAACUUGGUUUGCUAAGAUACAGUAUUAUUUGGGAGUACAAAUGACUUCAGUACCUGCAUUUUGUGUACAUUCUAAUGCAAGAAUUCCAUGUGAUAAUGUUACUAUAUAUGACAGUCCUUCAGUAACACUGCCGUUAUCUCGGCUACUGUUGUCAUCAUUGUAGUGGUUUACAAUGGUGUCUUCUUGCCUUGUCUGUCCAGUAAGCUAAUGUGAUAUAAUAUUAACUUGAAGUUACUUACAUAAUCAUAUUGUAACUGCAUGAUCAUGUGAUAAACACUUGAUAAAAUGUUAUAACUGUUCAUGAUGUUAUAAAAUACGUGUAUUACACAAAUUAAUUAUUAUAUUUAUAAAAUAUUACAGAUAUUAAUUACUGUAACUGAUGUGAUACAGUGUUACUGAUGUACAGUACUACGGAGAUUAUGUGUGACACUACAUUACAUGUAGUGCUAAAUCUACUGUUAUAUUAUUUGCUAAUUUCUUCUUCAUUAGCUAAUUAUUUUCACUCACUGGAUCAAUUAAUAUAUCCAUCUGUGAUAUCUGUCCAUCACUGGCACAUCAAUGUUUGACUAAUAUUUACAUUCAUCAUAAUUUCUUGCAUAUAUAAACAAUAGCUUUAUGAAUUUAAGUGUACAGCUCUAGUACAUUGCUGAGGGUUAUGUGUUAUGUAAUGAAUUUUUCAAGUAGAGGUACAUUGCAAUGAAAUCCUCUGUAAUGUAUUUGCCAUGGGUUAUCUGCUAUGUAUUGAAUUUUCAAAGUAGAUGUACAUUUCGACGGAAUACUCUGUAAUGUAUUUCUAAGUCUACCUGUGAGUAGGCACCUAGUACUUCGCCAAUUACUCCACAGGAGAUACAACAAGUUAAUUCUAGGUAGUUCACAAAAUCUUUGACAAUGCAUUUAUAGACAUCAACAUUAAGAAAGUUCUCUUAAAAUGCAAAAGUCAUUUCAGCAGUGUUUAAGUUGAAUUGUGUUAACUAUGCCAAAGAACAUGACAAUUAGAAGGCAGUCAGCUUCAGGGCUAUUCCAGAGUAACUUAGAGCUGUAUGAUGGCUUGGAAUAACAUAGUUUCCCUUGUAAGAAAAUCCGUUUGUUAAGCUACAUGUGUUGAGAGACAAGUUUGAAUAUUGUAUAGCCCACAGUUAAACAUUUGUCAGAUAGCCUGCUUCACCAGGUAGCUUGCAGAAAACACUUUUUUUAUGUUUUAAAUUGCAUAGCCUCAUAUACUGUACACAGGAAAUUGUAU